Molecule: messenger RNA, 2145 nt
Organism: Clupea harengus (Atlantic herring)
Lineage: Eukaryota; Metazoa; Chordata; Actinopteri; Clupeiformes; Clupeidae
Product: fatty acyl-CoA hydrolase precursor, medium chain-like
Source: RefSeq, a predicted model, not a curated record
GGAGCAGUUACUUUUAGGGCUGUUGAGUAACUCCGCGUCCUUAAGAACUCCUCUGUAAGGUGCGCACGACCAGAGCUUUCAGGAUUCAAACGUAAUCUUAGCAUAAUGAAAUCUAUUUUGAACCUGUUACUCACUGCACUUGUUCUACAUUUGAGUUCAUCGACAGCACAUAAUGGACCACUAAUCCACACCAAACUGGGAGACCUUAAGGGGAACUACAUCCGUGUCCGAGGAAAGACAACCUUGGUUCAUGCCUACCUGAGUGUGCCUUUUGCCCAGCCACCAGUGGGAAACCUACGGCUGGCUCCACCGCAACCUGUGCAAGGAUGGGAGGGAAUCAGGGAUGCCACCCAAAUGCCUCCAAUGUGUUUGCAAGACAGACAGCUAUCCGAAGACCUUUUGGGGAUGGUCGGCAUGAUCGUGGACAUCCCUGAGGUGUCUGAGGACUGCCUAUAUCUCAAUGUUUACACUCCUGCUCAGCCUGCGCAAGAUGCAAUGUUACCUGUCAUGCUAUGGAUACAUGGAGGAGGGUUUUCUUUGGGAAGUGCUUCCAUGACUGAUGGAUCUGUCCUGGCAGCCUAUCAGAAUGUGGUUGUGGUGGUAAUCCAGUACAGGUUGGGAAUUCUGGGAUUUUUCAGCACUGGGGAUGAGAACGCCCCGGGAAACACGGGCCUUUUGGACCAGGUGGCCGCGCUGCAGUGGGUCCAGGAGAACAUCCACAGCUUUGGAGGAGACCCGUCCUCCGUCACCAUAUUCGGAGAGUCCGCCGGGGGCGUUAGCGUGUCACUGCUAGUUCUUUCCCCGCUGAGUACUGGUCUUUUCCACCGUGCUAUAGCAGAGAGUGGCACAGCAACUAUGUUUUCCAUCGUCAACACUAAUCCUAUCGCCACGGCAAUGAUUGUGGCCAAUGCGACAAACUGUGAAGGCACCAAGCCAUACCAUAUUGUGGAUUGUGUGAUGCAGUUGUCAGCUGAGGACAUUGUGAAAUUUACACAGGAGAAUAAACAGUUGAUCUUUGGAGUGGUGAAGGAUGGACAUUUCCUACCAAAGCAAGUGGCAGACCUUCUUGAGUCUCAUGAGUUCAACAAGGUGCCAUUAAUUAAUGGUAUUAACAACCAUGAAUGUGGCUGGUUACUACCUGCAUUCAUGUUACCACCUGACUGGGUGGACGGGAUGGAUCGUGACACAAUCAAAAACUUUUUUGACCUCUUUUACCCUGACGGCAAAUUCAGCACUGAUUUGAUCUUGAACGAGUUCAUAGGGAGUGGAGAGGAUCGCAUCAAAAACAGAGACAGUUUCACAGAAUUCUUUGGAGACAUACUUUUCACCAUUCCUGCUAUCAUGCUAUCAAAUGCUCACAGAGAUUCAGGAGCACCAGUUUUUGCAUAUGAGUUCCAGCACCCCCCAAGCAUUCUUGCAGAGAGGCGUCCCAGCUUCGUCAGAGCAGACCACGGAGACGAGAUUGCCUUUGUAUUUGGAGGCUGCUUCUGUAACGGCCAUAUUAACCUGAAUGGCACUUUCACUGAGGAAGAAGUUGAGUUGUGUAGAACCAUGAUGGCAUACUGGGGCAACUUUGCACGGACUGGAUCCCCCAACGGGCCUGGUCUGACCCAUUGGCCAACAUACGGUGCUGGGGAGGAGUAUCUGGGCAUUGGGCUGAAACAGCAGGUUGGACGCCACCUGAAGGCUGACAGCUUCAACUUCAUGACCCAAGCACUGCAGGAGAAGGUCCACGAGAUGAAGCAGCAGCAGCAGCAGGAGCAGCAGCAGGAGGAGCAGCAGCAGGAGGAGCAGCAGCAGGAGCAGCAGCAGGAGCAGCAACGCAUUGAGCUGUAGAGGAACCAACUCCUACCAGUCUGUCUCACACAGAACUAAUCGCAAUAAUUUCAGCUAGAACACUAAAGCCAUCAAGGGGGACAACUUACCAUGCACUUUACUUUUUUCAUGUAGACUAUUGACAGUUUGUCAGUAUGAACUAGGAUAUUACUGGGAACACCCCGGUCACUGCAGUAGGAAGACAUUUUAAUGAAGGUAUGUUUUUAUAACUAAAAUGUUGAUCUUCCUUGUCUGUGGUGCCAUGUGUGAACACAUUGGGAAGUAAAUGCUGAUAAAUGUUGGUAUACUUAAAUAAACUUGGUAAUACUU